AUGCGUCUCACCCAGCUUGUUGCGACUAUCUUGUCGGCAGCCACUCUCGCCGCCUCGGUCGAUUGGAAAGCGACACCUUUCAAUCCCUCUGCGAUCCCUCUUGCUGUACGCUCGCCGUAUCUCAACACAUGGCUGGCUCAAGGAGGAAACGGCCGCGCUCUUAGUUCCACUUGGCCAUCCUUUUGGACCGGACAGGCAUGUCCCCGUCUCGCCAAAAUUGAUGGUAUCAACUACAGUUGGUUGGGCACACCUGCGGUCGAUGGGGUGACCUACACCAGAGCCACUCAGAAGUCGGUGACUAUCACGGCCACCCAAAGUAUCUUCGUACUCUCUGCUGGUCCCGUCGAUCUUACCGUGACUUUCUUGAGCCCCGUCGAGCCUAAUGACCUGGUCAAACAAUCUUUCCCCUUCUCUUACGUCUCCGUUGUCGCUGCCUCAACAGAUGGCGCAUCCCACAAGGUUUCUAUCUAUUGCGACAUCAGUGGUGAAUGGAACUCUGGCGCGAACACUUGGACAAUCAACUGGGAGACCACCAAGGGUGAUAUCCUUACACACCGAGUGCAAACAGCAGCCCAAGCUCAAUACGAAGAGAUCAACGAUGUCACCCAGUACGGUUCCAUCUACUGGUCCACAGUGAACUCUGCGGGCACGACAACACAAACCGGCCCUGAUCGUCAAGUUCGCGAAGAAUUCCUCAAGAACGGAAAGCUUACCAAUGCCCUCGAUAAGACUUUCCGCCAAAUUUACAAUUCCUGGCCUGUGUUUGCGCAUGCUCAUGACCUCGGUUCCGUCUCUUCCACCGCGACAAAGCCUAAACUGUUCACAAUUGGACAUGUCCGUAAUCCUUCUAUCCAGUACAUCGUCGCCGGUGGAUCUUAUCAAGACCGUUCUCCGUACUUCUUCACGAAGUUCCCGACCGUUGCCGCCGCCUUGACCUCAUUCGUCAACGAUUUCUCCGCCGCGCUCACCCGUGCCAAUGCCUUCGAUGCCAAAGUUCAGGCCGACGCAUCUAAGAUCUCUGCCGACUAUGCUGGUGUCGUCGCCCUUUCUAUCCGUCAAGCUCUUGCUACCAUCGAGAUCACAACCUCCAAGACUGCCUUCGGAACUUACGACCCGAACGAUGUCAUUGUAUUCAUGAAAGAAAUUUCCAGCAACGGGAACAUGAACACCGUCGACGUUAUCUUCCCUGCCUGGCCAGUUUUGCUCUACGUCAAUCCCGCGCUUGGAAAAUAUUUGCUUGAAGGUGUUUUGCGUUAUCAGGCGACCGGCCAGUACCCGAACAAAUGGAGCAUCCACGACAUUGGCGGAAACUUCCCCAAAGCUAUCGGCCAUAACGACGGUGGAGAUGAAGCAAUGCCAGUAGAAGAAAGUGGCAACAUGAUCAUUAUGGCGCUGAGCUAUGCCCAAAAAACCGGAGAUCUCUCUCAUAUCAAAAAAUACGUACCCUUAUUCGACCAAUUUGCUCAGUUCUUGGUCAGCGACAGUCUUAUUCCUGCCAACCAAAUCAGCACCGAUGACUUCGCUGGCCCGCUUGCCAAUCAGACUAACUUGGCCAUCAAAGGAAUCAUUGGGAUUGGUGCCAUGGGAGAGAUCCAUAAACUGCUCAAGAACAACGCCCAAAGCGCCAACUACUCGUCCAUUGCUGCCUCUUACGUUCCCCAGUGGCAGAAACUUGCCACCGCAGCUAGUGGAGACCAUCUGACGCUUGCUUACGGACAAGACAAUACUUGGGGCCUCACAUACAACCUCUUCGCUGACAAACUCCUCAAGUUGAACCUCUUCCCUCAAUCCGUCUACGACAUGCAAACUGCGUGGUACACUUCUCAUACCAAUGCUUUUGGUGUCCAGCUCGAUACGCGCCACACCUAUACGAAGACUGAUUGGGAAAUCUGGACGGCGACUUGGGUCACUAGCACUGCACUGCGCGACACCCUCAUUGGUGCGGUCAAAAGCUUCGUCUCGGACGGCAAAUUUGAUGGGCCGUUCUCCGACUGGUAUGACACUGUCAGUGGGAACCAGGUUGGCUUCCGUGCCCGUCCAGUUGUCGGCGGGCAUUUGGCUUUCCUUAUUAUGUAG
Messenger RNA from Mycena indigotica, 2076 nucleotides. RefSeq lists its product as uncharacterized. Lineage: Eukaryota; Fungi; Basidiomycota; Agaricomycetes; Agaricales; Mycenaceae. The coding region runs from base 1 to 2076 and encodes 691 amino acids. The record is from RefSeq and is a predicted model, not a curated record. The transcript is spliced from 18 exons.